Molecule: messenger RNA, 566 nt
Organism: Meloidogyne enterolobii
Lineage: Eukaryota; Metazoa; Nematoda; Chromadorea; Rhabditida; Meloidogynidae
Source: the annotation of a GenBank genome assembly
AUGUAUAAUUUUUUAAAGCAUAUGAGUCCCUGUAAACAAAAUUUAACACUUAGCCAUCAAGUUUUGGAAAAGCUUUGGUCUCCAAAUUCUUGUUUUAUUAAUUCCAAAGUUGCUCAAAUACAUAAUUCUCCUUUCCAAAAUAUAUUUUUAAUGUUAUACCCAAAUGGGACCCUUUGGGUUAAUUAUCGUGUUAGAAUUAAAGGCCCUUGUGCUAUGGAUUUAACCAAUUUCCCAAUGGAUAUACAGACUUGCCAUUUAAUUUAUGAAAGUUUUAAUUAUAAUAACCAAGAAGUUCGUAUGCGUUGGAAUCCGGCAAAUCCCAACCCUGUUUACCCUAUUGGAAAUAUUUUAUUACCCGAUUUUAAUCUUAUGAAUAUACAAACUACUUUAGUUGUUGAGGUGAUUUUUUGUAUUCAAAAUUUUUUUUAUUGCUACUUUAUUUCUUGGGAAAUAUUGCUUGUCGAAACUAAGAUUUUCGAAAAUUUUGAUCGAUCUUAAAGUCUGUUUAUAAUUUUCUAAAUGAGCUGUUUUUAAUUUAAAGUAUGUAGGUAUUUCUAAUGAUUUAG